Molecule: messenger RNA, 3603 nt
Organism: Abrus precatorius (Indian licorice)
Lineage: Eukaryota; Viridiplantae; Streptophyta; Magnoliopsida; Fabales; Fabaceae
Product: zinc protease PQQL-like
Exons: 20
Coding region: 109-3255 (1048 amino acids)
Biological process (GO): proteolysis
Molecular function (GO): metalloendopeptidase activity; metal ion binding
Source: RefSeq, a predicted model, not a curated record
UAGUAACGUCACUGGCACUAGUGGUUAAGUCGCGCAGAAUAUCUGAGAGUGCGUGUUUUGAGACUUGAGACUCGGGGGAGGGACGGAAGAAGAAGAAGAAGAACAAAGAUGGAAUUACUUCCCGCUGGUGCCCCUCCGAUCUCGAAGAAACAAGGGUUCCGAUCGCUGAAGCUUGUGAACGCCGAUAUGGACCAACUCCUCUCCGACCAACCAGUCGGCGUCCACUACGGCACACUCGAAAAUGGCCUUCGCUAUUACGUUCGCUGCAAUUCCAAGCCUCGCAUGAGAGCUGCUCUCGCUCUUGCCGUCAUGGCUGGAUCAGUUCUAGAAGAAGAGGAUGAGCGUGGAGUUGCUCACAUUGUUGAGCACCUCGCUUUUAGUGCUACGAAGAGAUACACCAAUCACGAUAUCAUUAAGUUUCUUGAGAGCAUUGGAGCUGAAUUUGGCGCUUGUCAGAAUGCCGUGACCUCUGCGGACGACACCGUUUAUGAGUUGUUGGUUCCCGUGGACAAGCCCGAGUUGUUGUCUCAGGCUAUUUCGGUUUUAGCUGAAUUCAGUUCUGAGAUUCGAGUCUCGAAAGAUGACUUGGAGAAAGAAAGAGGAGCUGUCAUGGAAGAGUACAGGGGGAGCAGGAAUGCCACGGGGAGGCUGCAGGAUGCUCAUUGGAUUUUGAUGAUGGAAGGUUCAAAGUAUGCUGAAAGGUUGCCUAUUGGACUAGAGAGAGUGAUUCGGACAGUUUCUCCUGAGACUGUGAAGCACUUUUACAAGAAGUGGUACCAUUUAUGCAACAUGGCUGUGAUAGCAGUUGGAGAUUUUUCUGAUACGGAGGGUGUAGUUGAGUUAAUAAAGACUCAUUUUGGCCAGAAAAUUCCAGAUCCUGAUCCUCCCCUUAUACCAACAUUCCAGGUUCCAUCACAUGAUGAGCCACGAUUUUCAUGUUUUGUUGAAUCUGAAGCUGCUGGGUCUGCAGUGAUGAUUAGUUAUAAGAUGCCAGUAGAUGAGCUUAAAACGGUUAGAGACUACAGAAGUUUACUUGCAGAAUCCAUGUUCCUCUACGCAUUAAAUCAGAGAUUCUUUAAAAUAUCACGUAGAAAGGAUCCACCCUAUUUCUCCUGUUCAGCUGCUGCUGAUGUUCUAGUCCGUCCAUUAAAGGCCAAUAUAAUGACUGCAUCUUGUAAAGGAAAAGGAACUAUUGAAGCCUUGGAAUCAAUGUUAAUAGAGGUUGCAAGAGUACGACUUCAUGGCUUUUCAGAGCGUGAAAUAUCUAUAGUUCGUGCACUACUGAUGUCAGAGAUUGAAUCUGCCUAUUUGGAACGAGAUCAAGUUCAAUCUACCAGCUUGAGAGAUGAAUAUUUACAACAUUUUCUACAUAAAGAACCUGUUGUUGGGAUUGAGUAUGAGGCUCAACUCCAAAAGACUCUUCUACCUCAUCUAUCGGCAUUAGAGGUAUCUAAGUGUUCGGAGAAAUUGAGGACAUCAUGUAGCUGUGUCAUAAAGACCAUUGAGCCCCAACCAUUUUCUGUGCUUGAUGAUCUGAAAAAUGUGGUUAAGAAAGUCAAUCUUCUUGAGGAAGAGGGUGGAAUCUCUUAUUGGGAUGAUGAACAUGUUCCAGAAGAAAUCGUUACUACAAAGCCAAAUAUGGGGCAUGUUGUAAAGGAAUUGGAAUAUUCAAAUAUUGGAGCUACUGAACUAAUUCUGUCAAACGGCAUGCGAGUCUGCUAUAAGCGCACGGACUUUCUCGAUGACCAGGUUAUCUUCACAGGGUAUUCGUAUGGGGGCUUGUCUGAACUCCCUGAGAACGAGUAUUUCUCUUGUUCAAUGGGACCAACCAUUGCUGGGGAAAUUGGUGUGUUUGGUUAUAGGCCAUCUGUCAUAAUGGAUAUGCUUGCUGGCAAGAGAGCUGAAGUUGGUACCAAGAUUGGUGCAUAUAUGAGAACUUUUUAUGGUGAUUGUUCACCUUCAGACCUAGAAACUGCUUUACAGCUUGUCUAUCAGUUGUUUACAACAAAUUUAACACCAGAUGAAGAAGAUGUCAAAAUAGUGAUGCAAAUGGCUGAAGAAGCAGUCUGUGCUCAAGAUAGGGAUCCUUAUACUGCUUUUGCAAACCGUGUAAAGGAACUUAACUAUGGAAACUCUUAUUUUUUCCGGCCCAUUAAAAAAAGUGAUCUACAAAAGGUUGAUCCACUGAAAGCUUGUGAAUACUUCAGCAAAUGUUUCAAAGAUCCAUCAACUUUUACAGUUGUGAUAGUUGGGAAUAUUGAUCCUACCAUUGCGCUGCCCUUGAUAUUGCAGUACCUAGGCGGAAUACCAAACCCUCCUGAACCGAUUAUGCAUUUUAAUCGUGAUGAACUGAAAGGAUUGCCUUUCACUUUUCCGACAACAAUCCAUAGAGAAGUGGUUCGGAGUCCCAUGGUAGAAGCACAGUGUUUGGUGCAGAUUUGCUUUCCUGUGGAGCUGAAGAAUGGAACCAUGGUGGAAGAGAUUCACAUUGUUGGGUUUCUGAGCAAGCUGCUUGAAACAAAAAUAAUGCAGGUUCUCCGUUUCAAGCAUGGCCAGGUGUAUAUGUAUUAUCGGCUUUUUCUGUCAGUUGUCAUAUAUGAUAUUAAAAAAAACUAUUUCUCAGGCUUUACCUCUGUGUACCAGAUAUACUCUGUAGGUGUUUCAGUAUUCCUUGGUGGUAAUAAACCCUCAAGAAUAGGUGAUGUUCGUGGAGACAUUAGCAUUAAUUUCUCCUGUGAUCCAGAGAUAUCUUCCAAGCUGGUAGAUAUUGCUUUGGAUGAAAUGUUGCGUCUUCAAGAGGAAGGGCCUUCAGAACAGGAUGUUUCUACCAUACUUGAAAUUGAGCAACGAGCUCAUGAGAAUGGACUGCAGGAAAACUAUUACUGGCUGGACAGGAUUUUGCACAGCUAUCAAUCGAGAGUCUAUUCUGGUGAUGUUGGCACUUCUUUUGAGAUUCAAGACCAAGGGCGGUCAAAAGUUAGAUCAUCCCUUACACCAUCCAGUGCACAGUUGGCACUAAAAAGAAUAUUGCCUUUUCCUUGCAAAAACCAGUAUACUGUUGUGAUUCUAAUGCCCAAGGCUUCUCCUUUUAAACUACUGAAAUCAAUAUUCCAAUGUACUCGAACGAAAUAUGGGAGAGAAGCAAAGAUUUUGGUAGGAGUUGCUGGUCUGGCAGUUUUCGCACUUGGGUUAUGGAGACAUUCACGGAGUGCCCAAAAUUAUAGUAGACAUUUGCUUACCAGAGCCGCGAAUUAGAAGUUUUCCGAUAUGCUUGAUUCUUUAUUUCACUAAAGACACAACGUACAUACCAACAUUGUAAGUAGGUUAUGUAAAACACCGGUUAGUUAUGACUUAGGAGAGAAAUUAGGUGUUUACGUGGCCCCAAUGAGGGAUUGACAUGAAACAUAUGUACAUUGAUUAGUGCUGCACAGAAUUUUAUCAUGCAGCUUCAUUUGCUUCUUUCCAAAAAGAACGGGAAACCGGCUGGUGGUGCAGUAUUGUAUGCAUAACCCAGGUUAUUUUCUGAUCUUUCAUACGCCGGUUGUUAUGAUAACUCUGUACUUCAGAGGGGACAUUAUAUAUAUUUUUUAAAUUGAUGAUUAU